Drosophila subobscura is the source of this 4028-nucleotide messenger RNA. RefSeq names its product probable serine/threonine-protein kinase DDB_G0267686 (gene prage). Gene Ontology annotation, cellular component: nucleus. The record is from RefSeq and is a predicted model, not a curated record. Lineage: Eukaryota; Metazoa; Arthropoda; Insecta; Diptera; Drosophilidae. The transcript has 3 exons. The coding region runs from base 414 to 3203 and encodes 929 amino acids. Gene Ontology annotation, molecular function: exonuclease activity; nucleic acid binding.
GUCCAUUUGAGCUUCAAUCAUACACGGGGAGGUCCAACAAAUUGGGCGGCCAGAGAACGAGAACUUUGUGUGCCGUUUCUUGCGCUAGAUUCUGAGCAAUUUAACUGUGUUUUUUUGUGUGUCGUGUCGUGAUUGAUUCCUUUGAGGUCAAAGUGCUUUACAAUACGCGCAGUCCGUGGCAGAUAGCAAGGCGGAGGCGGCUGCCCCAGAAAAUUGUAGACACACUCAAGUGCUGCGUAGAUGAUCGUUUUGUGACGCCAAACGGGAACAUACAGACAACAUUGUCGACUCUUUGUGUCUGCAAGGAAGAUUUUAUGCAUUAAACGAACUUUAAACUAUGAAAAUAGCAAAUAAGUGCCGCGAAUAGAAAACUGUAACAGCCACAGCAGCUGGGAAGCAGCAAAAAGCGCGACAUGCUGCUGGUAAGGUCAAACGGAGACCAGGAAAGCAUGCUGCCACAGACUCAGGUGGCAAUCAAACGGAAGCCCGAACUGGAACAGGAGCUGCAACCCAAGCAGCACAAGAGAUUCUUCGAUCCGCGCACAACCAACAAUUAUAACUAUAGACAACAGGCGAAAAUGUAUUCGAAUCCCAAUACACAACAGAAUUUGGUCCAGAACAGACCCCCCAUAAGUGUAGCAACGACACCCCCAACGACAUUGCCCAACACUGGCAUUGAUGGAAACAAUUCAAAACCAACAACAACAACAACAACAUAUGACAAAAUGCAAGAGCAGUGUAAUCCUAAUAAUAAUAACAACAACCACAACAACAAUGCCAAUGCCAAUGCCACAAACGGCAACAGCAAUCAAAGCAAUUGUGGCAACACUGGUGGCAACAACAAUUUCAACAACGGCAACAGCAGCGGCAGCAAGCGCUGCCCUGGAAAGUAUUCCAAUAACAACAUGUCCGCUUACAACAACAGCAACAACAACGGUAACAGUAAAAAUGCAUCCCGCAAGAAUCGUUACAACAACAACAACCAGAAUCAGCACCAAAAUCCCCAUCAAAAGCAACAGCAACGCAACUUCUAUGGCAAUUCGCAGAAGCGAAUCGAUGGAGCUGCCGGCGAUAUGGAUGCCAAUCUGAAUGGGGAAUCGCAAGCCCAAUCCUGGCGCAACUACAGCGGACACCAUCUGGCGAAUUCUUCAUGCAUCGAAGACAAAUUCCUGGGCCAGCACAAUCCGGCCCACCGCAACAGCACCAGCAGCGAGACGACCAGCGAGGAUAUCUGCUCCAGUCGGGAGCAGAUCCACAAGCCCAAGGGUGCCCACAACAAUGCCUCGAAUGGGGGCAGCAACGGCAGCAAGACACACUCGAAGCGACAGCAAAAGGGCAGAAACUCUGGACAGCAGCAGCAGCAGCAGCAGCAGGAACAGAGUGGCCAGAGCAAGGCAGCAGCAGGUGUAGCAGGUGCAGUGGGAUUCAACAAGGCCAAGCAGCAGGCAAGUGCUGGCAAGUGGCGUCAGCAGCAGUCGCAGCAGCAGCCAUCGCAACAGUUGCAGCAGCAGCAGCAGAAGCGCGGCAACAACAAGAAGCAGCAGCAGCAGCAGCAGGGCAACAACAAGUGGUGCAACAGCAACAACAGCAGCAACGGUGCAAACAACACUGCUGCUGGCAGGAACGUAAACAUGAGCAAACCGAAUGGCAGCAGCAAUCGCAAUGUGGCCAAGCACCUGGCCAACUCCUGUGGCAGCAGCAGCUUCUCGUCCUCAUCGUCAGCCUUAAGCUCCUCGGCUGGCAGCUCGCCCAACAGUUCGCCCUAUGCAAAUGGCAACCGGAAGCGUGCAGGUGCUGCCGGCAACGAUCAGUGGCGCCACUACAACAACAACAACAACAACAACAACAAGAGCAGCAACAACAAAAACUUGCUGCAGCAGGGAGAGAUGAAUGUGAACUUUCUGGUGCCGCCGCUGCGGCAGCGCGAACAGCUGAAAAUGGACGACCAGGAGGUAAUUGAGCGCCUGCGCCCCCACCUGAUCGACCAGCACCUGCUGCGUGUGUACGGCUUCCCCGUGGAGAGUGUGGUGCACGAGGGCGCCAUUGAGAUCUUCAAGUGUAUGCCGAACAUGAACAUGGCCGCCGCACGCUUGAUGUCCUUGACGCUGGAGCGUGAGCGGGAGCGGGAAAUGCAGUACCGCGAGCUGGCGCCUCCGCCCGUUAUCAACUACGAUGACGGCCUGCCGACGGAGGAGUCACAAGCAGCAGCAGAAGCAGCAGCCAGCAAAUGCUUCACCGUCUCCACAGACUCUGGCAACAGUUCGCCGAGCUCCCUGGACUCCGAGUCCGGGGAGUGGAGUGGCAGCGAGUGCGGUGAGUCGUCGUCGGCUGGAGCCUGCCGGCCGGAGAUGAAGUACUAUCAGUACGCGAACAGCUUCCACGCCCAUGUGGAUCGCAGCCUGUCCAAGCCGUGUGCCCGCUGCAAGCGCCACUUUCUCGUGGAUGAGCUGACCGGCGAGUAUCUGACGCGCGAGGAGUGCGUCUACCACGAGGGCAAGUACAAUCGCUUCUACGACGGCACCUACGUCGGCCGCUGGACCUGCUGCAAUGCCACCGACGAGGCAGCCGAGGGCUGCGUCCAGGGCGAGCUGCAUGUGUGGACGGGCUCUGCGGUGGGCGUCAAUGGACCCUACUACGACUUCGUGCGCACCCAACCGGCCCCGGGUGGCUGCCACUUUGGGCACACACCAUCGGUGUACGCCCUCGACUGCGAGAUGAGCUACACGGGCCGUGGCCUCGAUGUGACCAAGGUGUCGCUGGUGGCCCUCAACGGGCAGCUGGUGUACGAGCACUUUGUGCGCCCCGACUGCGACAUCAUCGACUACAACACGCGCUACUCCGGCAUCACGGAGAAGGAUCUCCGCUCGGGCAAUGUCAAGACCCUCGCCGAGGUGCAACGCGACCUGAUGCAGCUGAUCAGCGCGGACACAAUACUGAUCGGCCAUGCUCUGGACAACGAUCUGCGCGCCCUGCGCAUUGUCCAUCAUACGCUGAUCGAUACCUCGAUCACGUUUCCCCAUGGCAGCGGAUUCCCCUUCCGCCGCGCCCUGCGCCUGCUCACCAAGUACCAUCUGCACCGGGAGAUCCAGUGCGGAGAUGGGACGACGGGACACAGCAGCUUCGAGGACUCGCGCGCCUGCAUGGAUCUCAUGCUGUGGCGCGUGCGCCGUGAGCUGGAUCCCACAUGGCGCUGGCAGGGCUAGGAUCGGAGCAGAUCGGAGAUCGAAGAUCGAAGAUCGAACACCAUCGAAUGCACACAGCAUGGGGUCGUGUGCAUAGUUGGGCGGGUUACUCUAGUUACACGUAGUUAUUAUAAUAUUGGGAUGGGUCUCUGGUGGUGGGUCCACUUGGGGGACGGGGGACGGGGACCCACCGCCCAGUCGAUAGCCCCUAGAUGUAUUUUGUAUUCAAAUCUCAGAAGUGUUAGCGAGGAGCGGCUAACGCAUUGCCGAUGAAAUGGUUCACAAAUCAAACUAAAAUAAUGACAAAAUCGUUAACGAAACAAAUAAUUAGCAACAAGAAAAAAAGCACACAAGAAGAAAAAAUAAAUAUAUAUUUAUAUAUAGAUAUUUCGUAGGCGUAACUUUAAUCUACAUGCUACACACAUAUGUUUAUAUUCAGAUAAACAUAUUGUUUUUUUUUUUAUUUAAUUAAUUUUUUUUUCGAACCACAAGAAAAUGUACUGAAGUUAUAGCUGUGAUGUUUUUUUCACUUUCUCACAUAUUUACACGACAAAAAAGAAACAAAACAAAAACAAAUGCAAAUGCAAAAAAAAGCUACAAAAAAAUAAACAAGAAAAUACAAAAAGAUAUAUAUUCAUUCAUAUACACAAAUGUAUAUAUAUUUUUUAGAGCGGAAGGGUAAUUCGAAAUGCCUUUCAUAUUUUUUCGACACCAACCACAACAAAUCACUCCAUUUAUCACGAUUUACUUUUAGUUUCGUUUUUUUUUUUUCAUUAUUAUUUUUUUUAUAUUUUUUUUAUUUGACAAAAGUACGAAUGAAGCAUCUCAUAUAUAAAACAAGAAAAA